This is a messenger RNA of Panicum virgatum (switchgrass), 1642 nucleotides long. RefSeq names its product non-specific lipid-transfer protein 2-like. Gene Ontology annotation, biological process: lipid transport. The transcript has a single exon. Bases 1257 to 1631 code for a protein of 124 amino acids. The record is from RefSeq and is a predicted model, not a curated record. Lineage: Eukaryota; Viridiplantae; Streptophyta; Magnoliopsida; Poales; Poaceae. Gene Ontology annotation, cellular component: membrane. Gene Ontology annotation, molecular function: lipid binding.
UUGUUUGCCUUUGGAGCGAAUUGGGGUUGCUCCUUGUAGUGUCUUUCAGAUUGGCGGGACUGAAGGCUGUUGAUAAUUGAGAGUUGAGAAUGUAGUGGUAAUAUGCACUGAUGUUUUGUGUUAGUCGGUUGGGUAUCGUGCUGUGCUGUGUGCUCUCUGCAAUUGCAAAUCCUGGUCAAAGGGUCAGCCAUGACAUGAAGUCUCAAAUUUCAGAGUUUCCUCAUUCGUAUAGUCGUAUUUUGAAAUUUUUUAUGCCCGUAUGGUCUGUAGCCUGAACCAUGAGUCCAUGAGAGUCCUUGGCUCCUUGCUCGCACCCCGGACUGCAGCCAACAAGUGAUUCAGGUAGAUCAAUAGAUAGUUAUUAGAGUUCAAAGACUGCUGCUAACUAGCUCAGUAGCUCAUCAUAGCCUCGUGCUGUAAUACUAAACAGCUUGGUCAUUUUCAUUAGAACAGACGUAGCCAUGUUAGUCAUUGCUUAUUAUACCAAGUACCAACUUGAUUAUUGCUGGUGUGUAUGUCUAGUUCAUUAUCUCAAUCAGUAUGCUGGUGAUAUGUGCCAUCAAUUAUCUACCUAUAGUUCACAUGGCCCUUCACGCGGCGUGACGUGGGCGCGUGGCUUGAGCAGGUUGGGCGAGUUUGGCUCCGCCCCAUGCCGAGAUCGUGUCUCAAGCAGCAGAUCCGAUAAAAUCGAAUCUUGUUUCUCUCUUGAAACUUGGAAAUGUUGUAUGCGGGUUUUGGGGAAGUUUUGAGUGCAAAUGAUUUAUGUGGUGCAAAGGUGCAAACAUCAAACCAUAGGAGGCAUUUCUAAUGAAAACAGGUUUCAACUGGUUUUGUGCAAAGAGUUAAUGUGGGGAUCUGAUGUGUCUUGGUAAGGACAAUUUUGAUGUUUGCACCUUUGUGACUUUGUCCAUGGCACAAACCGAGCAUUUGCACUCAAAAUUCGCUGAAAUACAAAGUGCUGAAUCGGAGACUCUAACCUGGGUGGCCAAGUUCCUCACUGAUACUCCCAAUAGACGUAGUACUCGACAUUGCGUCCUGCCAUCCCAUAGUAUUAUUGCCUUGGGAAACAAAUGAUUUCCGUUCGAACUACAGGAAAGAAUUCAAAGCCGGCAAAAACUACAACUGGCUAGUCCGAAGGAGUAUACAUUCCUUUUGCAGCCCUGCCGGCCAUCUCACUAGUCACUAUAAACAGAAUCUCCAAAGCUCUGUGCCCGUCGCAUCAUCCUCGUCGGCGACCGCGUAGCAUCUCAAGUCCAAUGGCGCCACCCCUGUACGCGUCGUCGGCGAUCAUGUCCGCCGCCACCCUGCUCCUCGCCGUCCUCGCCGCGGCGCGGGACCACGACGCCUGCGAGACGGCGCAGCAGGCCUUCAGCGAGGGCGUGCCGUACGUGGUCGGGCAGGCGCCCGCGGCGUCGCCCAACUGCUGCACGGGCCUCGGCGACCUCAGGGACAUGGGCGGCAGCGGCGCGGCGGCGGCGGCGGCGCAGCGUCGCGCGCUCUGCGCCUGCGUCCUGUCGGAGGUGAAGGCCGCCGGCGCGAUGGACCCCCGCCGCGCCGCCGGGCUCGCCGCCGCGUGCAAGGUCCCCGUCGGCUUCAUCCCGACCAAACCCGGCUUCGACUGCUCAGCGUAAGGGCGCGUCGC